AUGGUUUUCAGCAGAAACAUCGCCAAGGCUCUUUUCAUUGCCACCCUAGCCUACCAGGCUAUUGCAUCGCCAGUACCGGUUUCCAGGCGCGGUGGUGACGCUGCCUUGUGCAGUGACUCGUCAAACUCUGCUUUGUGCGACUCAUUCGACUACAAGCGUGAGGAGGACAUUAUUUCCAAGCGCGGUGGUGACGCUGCUCUCUGCAGUGACUCGUCCAACUCUGCCUUGUGCGAUUCAUUCGACUACAAGCGCGAGGAGGCCACUGUCGCUAAGCGUGGUGGUGACGCCGCCUUGUGCAGUGACUCGUCCAACUCUGCUUUGUGCGACUCCUUUGACUACAAGCGUAGUGAGGAGGUGUCUAUGGCCAAGCGUGGUGAGGACUCUGCUCUGUGCACUGACUCUUCCAAUUCCGCUUUGUGUGACUCGUUCGACUACUAA
Messenger RNA from Talaromyces atroroseus, 438 nucleotides. RefSeq lists its product as hypothetical. Bases 1 to 438 code for a protein of 145 amino acids. The transcript has 2 exons. NCBI's taxonomy places the organism in Eukaryota, Fungi, Ascomycota, Eurotiomycetes, Eurotiales, Trichocomaceae. The record is from RefSeq and is a predicted model, not a curated record.